Molecule: messenger RNA, 4067 nt
Organism: Coregonus sp. 'balchen'
Lineage: Eukaryota; Metazoa; Chordata; Actinopteri; Salmoniformes; Salmonidae
Source: the annotation of a GenBank genome assembly
AUGGAAUGUGCUGGAGUCCUUCUACCAGUUCACUUCACUUGUUUGCUUCUCCUCCGAAUUGAUGAUCUAAGAUGUUACUUUACGUGUGCAAAAGCCAAUCUAUUCUUUGCUUUGACAUUGUCCCCUAUACGCUAACCCUCGCCUCUAUAUUCUGUUUUGCAGUGGCCUGGACAGUUCCUCCUGCUUCCAGGUGUUGUCUCUGCUGAAGGCCCUGGCGCAUGGUGGCCGCACCGUCAUCUGCACCAUCCACCAGCCCAGCGCCAAGCUCUUUGAGCUCUUCAACAAGGUCAGCCUCCAACCGGGCCUACUGCUAGCCUGAGUCCCAGAUCUGUUUGUGUUGUCUUACCAACUCCUACGUCAUUGGCGUGACAACAUAAACAGAUCUGGGAUUCAGGCUAGCCAUCCUGCAUGGGAAUCUAUGAAAGGCACAAUGAUACCACAGGAUCACAGUUGGAAAUGAGAAACUGUAUGGAGCUAGCUAGACAUGUGGCGCAAUACUAAAUGAAUGGUCUGCUAAAUGAAUGUACUGUAUUCUGAUUGCUUCGUGCCCCUGUGUUUCCCUCCCUAGCUGUAUGUCCUUAGCCAGGGUCAGUGUAUCUACAGAGGGAAAGUGCCUAACCUGGUCCCCUACCUUAGAGAGCUGGGGCUCAACUGCCCAACGUAUCACAACCCUGCAGACUUUGGUGAGAAACUCUUACCAGUUUAAUGAGAAACAAGUCAAAUGUGUUGUCAUCAUUGUUAUAAUCACCUUAUUUACACAUGCAUAUCAGUGUAUUCAGGAAUCUGUCUUAUUUUCUUAGAAUAACUGUCCCAGAAAGUUAUUUUAACAUACUUUGGUAUAAAGCGUUCUAGAAACUAUUCUAUCUAUUAGUUCAACCGAAAAUGAAUUAUCUCAGAAUAACUUUAAAGAUGGUUCCUCAUGCAGUAUUCACUGGGGUUUCUGUGACAUGCGUACCUCUCUCUCCAUUUUAUCCCAGUGAUGGAGGUGGCGUCUGGGGAGUACGGAGAUCAGACGGCUCAUCUGGUGAAGGCCGUGCAGGAGGGGAAAUGUGAGCAGGUCUACAAGACAGACAUGAACGAUGGACCCCUCAACCCUUUCCUGUGGCACAAAUCUUCUGAGGAGGUAAAAGGGGGAUUAGUGUAUUACUACAGCUCUCAAUGGGUUGAAAUGAAGAAUCUCACUGAAGUGACAUUUUCAGAGUCAAAGCAUUUCAUUGAAAUGUUUCAGGAAAGAGCGGUUGAGAGGCAUUAGCACUUCAGGUUGUUCAGUCACGGUUUUUUCUUUCUCUCUCUCUUUCUCUCUCUCUCUCUCGCUCUCUCGCUCUCUCUCUCUCUCACUCUCUCUCUCUCUCAAAAUCCUCUCAGGACUCCUCUUCCGGUGAGGGCUGCCACAGUUUCUCUGCCAGUUGUCUGACUCAGUUCUGCAUCCUGUUCAAAAGGACGUUUCAAUGCAUCAUUAGAGAUACGGUAAGACAUACUGUCACCUACUGGUUUGUUUUUGUACUGCAACAGCUUCCAGCCCCCUUUAAAAUAACAAAAUGUUGCAUAAUGAACCCCAAACACUUUAAUAAAAUUGAAAAGCAUAUGAAAAGAAUAACAGAGGAAAAAACGAAAUUCAACAAAUUGUGAUGAGAACGUCAUAACACAAACAAAAAAUACAUCUAUUCAUACCAUACUCUCACAACCACUACAUUUUCCCUUCUCAUCUCCUCUUCUCCACCCUCCUCCUUCCUCUUCCUCUCAAUCAUAUUCAAUCAAAUUUAUUUUAUCUAGCCCUUUUUACAUCAGCAGUUGUCACAAAGGACUUUGCAGAUACCCAGCAUAAAACCCCAAAGAGCAAGCAAUGCAGAUGCAGAAACACAAUGGAUAGGAAAAUAUAUAAACAAAAUGUUUUUUCUCCUCCUGUUCUGGCCCUACAGGUGCUGACUCACCUAAGAAUCAUCUCUCACAUUGGGAUUGGGAUUCUGAUUGGCCUGCUCUACCUGGGCAUCGGCAACGACGCCAAGAAAGUGCUCAGCAACUCCGGCUUCCUCUUCUUCUCCAUGCUCUUCCUCAUGUUUGCUGCUCUCAUGCCUACUGUUCUGACGUGUGAGUAUUCUCAGCUCUUCUUACUGACAGACAUCUGCAUGCAUUGAUUUAGUGCAUGAAUUCACAACAGUCGUAAGCUAUUGCAUACAGUAUGUUAGGAGUAGACUGUGCUGAGAUUUAUCUUGGCGUUGUUUUCUGAUUACCUAAAUGAGAUUACUAUGACCCUGUUUUCUCCAUCUCUCUAAUGCAGUCCCUUUGGAGAUGGGAGUGUUCCUAAGAGAGCACUUGAACUACUGGUACAGCCUGAAGGCUUACUAUCUGGCCAAGACUAUGGCGGACCUCCCCUUCCAGGUAAUUACAAUGUCACAUAGAACUCUGGAGGGUCAUUUUUAGUAGUGUGUUGUGUCCCAGAAAAUCUGUAAGUUGGUAUUUCAUCAAAAUGCAAAAAAAUUAUAAAAACAUGUCGAUUCUAUCAUUCCCUGAAAAGAGCAACGGUAUUGUAACUGAAGAAACCUGUUAUGGGGCUUUAGCAUCAAGGUCAAAAAGCCAUUCUGUUUGUCAGAUUUAGACAAAUCCCACAAUAACAUUACAUAAGGAGGCUUUACGCUUCACCAGACAUCCCCUUGUGCUCUAAAUUAAAACUGACAGAAAGGUUUACUGCAUGUUUUCAAUUAUUGUAUUGAAUUACUCACAUCUAAUUAGGCUUUUUUCAACAAUUCAAAAUUAUUAUUUCAAAGCGCAUACAGCUCGACUUUGAUUUUCCACAUGAAUAAAAGUGUUUUAGUUUGAUGUUUCAAUGAUACUCAAUGUGUUUUCCACGGUGAGGUACUGUUGGCUGAACAUGAGGAAUAUGAGGUGGCCGUAUCACAAUCCUUGAUAACAACAGCUUCUCAUGCUGUUGUGCCCUUCAGCAAGGGACUUAACCCCCUACACGACCCUUGGGGUGCUGCACUGACACUGACCUUCCAAUCUGUCAAUGUGUGGUUGGGCGUGUGUGCAACUGUGCGUGCGUUGGGGGUCGAGAGAAAAAAGCUGACAGGACAAUUUCUGUGUCCACAAAUUAACAAUCAACUAUUUUUCUUAUUUUGCUUCACAGAUAGUGUUCCCAGUCGCCUACUGCAGCAUCGUCUAUUGGAUGACGUCCCAGCCGCCUGACGCUGUGCGUUUCAUCCUUUUCUUGGCCCUGGGAGUCCUCACCUCUCUUGUGGCCCAGUCUCUGGGCCUGCUGAUAGGAGCGGCUUCCACCUCGCUACAGGUACGUCCUCCAUUCUCUCAAUACUAACACACGAUAACAACUGCUACGCCUGUUGUUUGCAGCUUGAGAUUUGUAAAUGAAACUCUAUUGUGACCAUUCAGGCUGAGGAUUGAUAUUAUUAGCAAAUUCUGUCUGUGUAUUGAUAUUAUUUGCUCAUAAAAAAUAUAGUUUGUCCUUGGGGCUGGUCUAAGCGUGGGGCUGGUCUAAGCAUGGGGCUGGUCUAAGCAUGGGGCUGGUCUAAGCAUGGGGCUGGUCUAAGCGUGGGGCUGGUCUAAGCGUGGGGCUGGUCUAAGCGUAGUGCCGCCCCCGUACCACAUACUGUAUGCCCCUGGAGGCAGUGUUUCGAUCCCCUGUUCCACCACUCACUCUCUCUGCUGUAUCCCUCUCACCUGUCCCCCCAUCUACAUUUCUGAUUUGUAUCUGUAAAUACAACUUUUUAAAAUUAAUUAAACAAAUAUUUAUAUAUUUUAAACUAUAUUUCCUGGCACAAUCACACCAACCACAUUGUAUUUACACAGUACCAACCUAUAGUAUAUGCAUAUAAUUAUAUGUUUCUCAGAGUGGUACCCAAUUUUAUUCUAAGCAGAUGAUUAAAUGCAGUAUGUACAUGUAACAUGGUUAAGUGAGUCAUGUCCUACCUCUGAUUUUGCGCUUGUCCAUAUCUCAGGUUGCCACGUUUGUAGGUCCGGUGACUGCCAUACCCGUACUGCUUUUCUCUGGCUUCUUUGUCAGUUUUGACACAAUUCCGUGGUAUCUUCAGUGGAUGUCAUACAUUUCAUAUGUC